AUGUGGAAUUAUCUUGGGGCUGUAUUCAGUGUUGCUACCAUUGAUCAUUCAAUGUAUUCGCUAGAUGACAUUAUGAAAGCAUGUAAUCAACCAUGGAGUAUGCAUGAUGAGAAUUUAUACAUUGUUCAUGAUGUGUUGAAUGACAGUGCUGAAAAUAGCUAUCCUGAGCGUUUCACUAUAAUGUUGGUUAACAACGCUUACCUGCCACAACGAAGAAACCAUGAUGAAAUCUUUUCCUGCGUUUUAAUGGUUCAAAAGCCUGUUCUGAUUCAAAAAAUUACUAGUUUGAGUCGGCAGUAUUGGUCACAUAGUCAACUUUCACCUAUUUCUGAAGCAAAGGUGUCAGGUAAAUCGUACAGAUGUAUUCAUUACGAAAUCUUGCAAUCUAAAUACACUUAG
Molecule: messenger RNA, 399 nt
Organism: Heterobilharzia americana
Lineage: Eukaryota; Metazoa; Platyhelminthes; Trematoda; Strigeidida; Schistosomatidae
Source: the annotation of a GenBank genome assembly